AUGACUGCCAUUGGGCCAGGAUUCAAGGGCCCUUCUUUAUAUGAGUUGAGGGGAAAUUUGUUAAAGAUGGCUGUGAAUGAGGUUCAAAAUUAUUUGCAACAAAUUAAGAAGGUUUGGACUGAGACCGGUUGUACACUAAUGGCAGAUGGUUGGACAAAUCAGAAGCAACAAUCAAUAAUCAACUUUCUAGUUUAUUGUCCGAAAGGUACAAUGUUCUUGAAGUCUGUUGAUACAUCUGGCCUUAGAAAAGAUGCUGAAACAUUGUUUAAGAUCUUUGAUGAGGUUGUUCAAGAAAUUGGAGUUGAGAAUCUUGUGCAGUUCAUUACUGACAAUGAUGCAAGUUAUAAAGCUGCAGGAAAAAAGUUACAGCAGAAGUAUGGCUCUUUCUACUGGUCCCCUUGUGCAGCUCAUUGCAUAGACUUGAUGUUGGAAAAUUUUUGUGAUCCAAGAUAUUUUCCCAUUAUUGAUGAUACUAUAAAAAAGGCAAAAAAGAUAACAAAGUUCAUAUAUAACCAUGGUUGGGUUUUGGCAUUGAUGAGACAAGAUUUCACCAAAGGUCAUGAUUUGUGUCAUCCUGCAGUUACAAGGUUUGCGACAAAUUUUUUAAGUAUCCAAUGUUUGCUCUUAUUUAAGAAAGAAUUGAGACAAAUGUUUACGUGUGAUAAAUGGAUGGGGUCAAGUUAUUCUAAGAGCAACAUAGGGAAGGAGAUAGCUGGGAUUGUUUUAGAAGAUAAAGAGUUUUGGGCUCAGUAUCAAUUUAUUGUUAAAAUUAGUGAGCCUUUGGUUCGUGUUCUACGACUUGUUGACGGGGAUGAGAAGCCGGCAAUGGGAUACUUGUAUGAUGCAAUGGAAAGAGCCAAAUAG
Messenger RNA from Carya illinoinensis, 864 nucleotides. RefSeq lists its product as uncharacterized. The coding region runs from base 1 to 864 and encodes 287 amino acids. The transcript has a single exon. NCBI's taxonomy places the organism in Eukaryota, Viridiplantae, Streptophyta, Magnoliopsida, Fagales, Juglandaceae. The record is from RefSeq and is a predicted model, not a curated record.